AUGACAGAGGUUAAGCCAUCUGAGCUCAUCAUCUUCUGUUUCAUGCUGCUUCACGGUUUUGUAGCAGCAUUGAAUUGUACCAGCUCAAGCCCUGAAUCCUUGUUCAAUGCAUUUGAGAAGGAUUUAUUUCCAAAAAAACUGGUGCGGCCCGUAAAAAGGUUUUCAGAUCCAAUUAACAUAACCAUUGGCAUCACUGUGGUGGGAAUUUUAGGAGUGAAUGAAAAAACCCAAACCCUGACAACAUUCUUAUGGCAAAUCCUGGAGUGGGACAUAGAGGGACUGAGCUGGGAUGAGAAGGAAUGUGGAACCAAAAGAGUCUCUCUCCCUCGGGAAAAGCUGUGGAUUCCAGAUGUCCAAAUCUCAGAGUUCAUGGACGAGGACAAAUCUCCCGAAAGUCCCUAUCUCUACUUAUACAACACAGGUCAUGUUUAUGAUGAUAAGCCAGUCAGAGUGAUCAGUUCCUGCCGAUUAAUAAUCUACACUUUCCCCUUCGAUAUCCAAAACUGUACUCUGACCUUUGGAUCAUAUCUACACUUUGCUUCAGAAAUAACGAUGAUUCAAGGCGCCACAUCUGAGGAGAUCCUGCAGGAGUCCAGAGAAGUGAUGGAGACCAAUGGGGAGUGGGAGCUUGUCGACAUCAAAGUGUCCACAUCUACUCUGGUGUUAUAUGAGGGAAGCUACUCUGAGAUCAAAUACUUUAUCAUUUUAAGACGUAGGCCAAUCCUGUAUGUGGUGAACCUCCUGAUCCCCAGCUGCUUCCUCAUCACAUUGGAUAUUUUCAGCUUCCUGCUGCCUCCCCAUAGUGUGGACAGAUGUGCCUUCAAGAUGACCCUCAUCCUGGGCUACACGGUCUUCCUGCUCAUCAUGAAUGACCUGCUACCUGUCACUGGGUAUACAACACCUAUUUUGAACGUUGCGUUCUCAAUCAGUUUCGCUCUGAUGGUGGCCAGCCUGUUGGAGACCAUAUUUAUCACUAAUAUCCAGUUUAGCUCCAGCCAAUACAAUGCGGUGCCUCACUGGGUCAGCGUCCUUGUGCUACACUAUCUAGCUAUAGUCGUUCGUCUCCCCCCAAAAAAGAAGAGUAACCGUGUCACCGUCUCCAUUCGCCCACCUGCUGGAGACAUCAUCCCAACAAAUGAGUUUCAGAGCAUCUCUGGUAGCACACCUUCAUUAAAACCCCCUCUGGAGCCAGCCCUGGAUGAACUGAUGAAGCUGAGCAAUGAUCUCAGGGUCAUCCGCCUCCUGAUGGAAAAACACUGCGAGGGAAGCAAAACAUCGCGGGAGUGGUACAUGGUCGGUAUAGUCAUAGACCGUCUGCUUUUUGGCAUCUACAUUGUCUUCAUCUUGGUCAGCUUUAUUACCAUUGUAUGUAUCUGGGUUUUUAGCAACUUACUGCACUGAUUUACCUAGCUGGAGAGUAAAAUCACAUUGAUAAGUUGAUCACCAACAAAAGUUUGAAUGAGCUAAUAGUUAACAAAAUGAGUGAUGACAUGUAGUAUC
Molecule: messenger RNA, 1500 nt
Organism: Thunnus maccoyii (southern bluefin tuna)
Lineage: Eukaryota; Metazoa; Chordata; Actinopteri; Scombriformes; Scombridae
Product: 5-hydroxytryptamine receptor 3A-like
Exons: 9
Coding region: 1-1401 (466 amino acids)
Biological process (GO): nervous system process; chemical synaptic transmission; signal transduction
Cellular component (GO): neuron projection; membrane; synapse
Molecular function (GO): extracellular ligand-gated monoatomic ion channel activity; neurotransmitter receptor activity; transmembrane signaling receptor activity
Source: RefSeq, a predicted model, not a curated record